AUGAGGAUGCGAGGAAGUACUUCGCAACUGCCAUUGAAGCAAGAGAGCACGACACCCAAGAAGAACCUCCUGUCGAAGAUCAAAUCGUCGCAGGAGAUGAACCAGGUGUUGAAGAGCAAGGAGGAGACAACAAAGCCUCUGAAAUCGACGACGCUCUUGUCCGGGACGAUCCAGACCAGGCCGCCACUUCAGCAAACGCUGGCACCGAGGCGGCCACUGAAGAACCUGAUGCCGCAAGCCCAGAGUCCAACCCACGCGAGAAGACGCCCAAAAACAGAGACAGCCCAGCAGAAGUCGGACCGCGAAGCCAUCACCGCUAGGUGCAAAGUCUACGGCCACAACAACCUCCAAAUCGGGCAGACCUUCAAGAGCCGCGCUGAGAUUCGCGAGAAGGACGGACACAGCAUGACAUCCACAGGUGUAUGUGCCGGUAAGGACGGUGCAUACGCAGUCGUAGUGGCGGACGCAUACAGCUCUUUCAACCGUGACUUUGGCAAGGAUAUCGACUUUGCAGCUACUGGCGUCAACAGGCUUCGGCUCGGUGUCAAGCUGGACAACACGUUCGUCAAGGCGAUGGAACGGUCGGUCCAUGGAAAACAGCCGGUCAGGGUGUUUCGAGGCGCGAGGAAGACGAAGACUGUCAAGAAUACGUAUCAGACGUACUUGCUUGACCAGAGUCAUGGUGGUUUCCGGUAUGAUGGGUUGUACGACGUGAUUGGCACGGGAUGGACAGGCGAGGAGGGGAAGAAGUAUCAGGUGUUCCACCUGAAGAGGCGUACUGACCAAGCAGCGCUGGACCUGUCGCUGUCAUAG
Molecule: messenger RNA, 813 nt
Organism: Fulvia fulva
Lineage: Eukaryota; Fungi; Ascomycota; Dothideomycetes; Mycosphaerellales; Mycosphaerellaceae
Exons: 1
Coding region: 1-813 (270 amino acids)
Source: RefSeq, a predicted model, not a curated record